This is a messenger RNA of Drosophila yakuba, 927 nucleotides long. Its product is annotated as trypsin delta. NCBI's taxonomy places the organism in Eukaryota, Metazoa, Arthropoda, Insecta, Diptera, Drosophilidae. The coding region runs from base 22 to 825 and encodes 267 amino acids. Gene Ontology annotation, biological process: proteolysis. Gene Ontology annotation, molecular function: serine-type endopeptidase activity. The record is from RefSeq and is a predicted model, not a curated record. The transcript has a single exon.
GACAGAAGUCAGUUCAAGAGAAUGCUUGCCCCACUAGUCCUCCUCCAGAUUGUGGCGCUGCCCUGGUUGGCACGCGGAGAUCAGCGGAUCAUAAAUGGGAACACUGUCAACAUAAAGGAUGCCCCAUGGCAUGCCUCCAUCAUAGUCAGGUCGCAACUGCAGUGCGGUGGUGCCAUCAUCUCAAAGAACUACAUCCUGACUGCCGCCAAGUGUGUGGAUGGCUACAAUGCCGGGGACAUACAAGUCAGGUUGGGCACCAGCAGCUGCGGAACCGGUGGAUCGAAGUUUGGCAUCUGCGAGGUUAAAGUUCAUAGCCAGUACUCCAAUUGGCGCUUCGACAAUAACCUGGCUCUAUUGAAAACCUGCGAGCAACUGAACGCCACCGAUGAAAUUAAACCCAUUGAGAGGGCCAACAAAUUGCCGGCAGAUAAUUCUCGAGCCAAUGUUACUGGCUGCGGCUCCAGAUCGGGUCAUUGGAUUGACCUUAUUUGGGACAGGAGGCUUAGCAGGAGCAGCGGGAUACAGGAGAAAUGUUGGCGACUGCCUGUCCAAUUGCACGGCACUCAGGUGCAAAUACUUUCCCAAAAGCAGUGCGCCGCAGACUGGAGCGGCAUACAAUUUUACUUGCUCACGGGAAUCUCGGACCUGACCAUCUGCACCAAGUCGCCGGACAAGGGAGCCUGCUCCUCAGACAAGGGAGCGCCGCUGGUCAUCGACAACAAGCUCGUGGGCAUCCUCUCCAGAGCGGGCUGUGCCAUCAAGCCCGAUGUCUACGCAAAUCUCCUGGGCCACACGAACUGGCUGAACUCCAAUACGAAGGAUUAGUGCCGUAGUUGCUGUGAAUAAUAAUAUUUAUGGUGGAAGUGCCUUCUCUAGAUGUACAUGAGCUUAAGUAAAACACAGAAUAAAAAAGAACAUUGCAUAAAA